Molecule: messenger RNA, 1044 nt
Organism: Rasamsonia emersonii CBS 393.64
Lineage: Eukaryota; Fungi; Ascomycota; Eurotiomycetes; Eurotiales; Trichocomaceae
Exons: 1
Coding region: 1-1044 (347 amino acids)
Source: RefSeq, a predicted model, not a curated record
AUGGCAUGCCGCCAAUUUUCUGGCCAUUCUCCGACCAUGUUUUCGCCCCAGCAUUCCCGAGUCAUUCUCUUGAACGCGGCCUCGUACUGUGACAUAGCAACGCUGCUGAAUCUCCGCCUCGUGGACCGCAUGACAAAGUCUCUGCUCGAGUCGGACGAGGCGGCCAUCUGUGCUGCCGCGAUCCAGCGAAGCUCCCUCAAUCGCCUCUUGUUCCUCCGUGAUGCGCAGAGAUCGGACCAGACCAGUUUCAAAGGGCUCGCCAAAUUGUACCAUCGCCAGCAAGUGGUUCGGCAGGUAACGGAGUUGCGGUUUGGUCUCGACUGGACGCCUUACAUGAACUAUCCAAUGCUCGUUGAUGAUCCGGGGUCUGCGCCGUUUCGUCAACGUAUCGAAGACGGGUGGUGUUUGUUAUAUCACUUCGCAGACAUCGCUGCCGAGAUUGACGAAGUGGCCACCAGAGACGGACCCGAUCAUCAAGCGAAGUCGUGGAUUUUGCGACUUUCCUGCGUGCGGACCCGACGACAGGUGGCUGCAACGAAGGCGCGCGAGCGCCAGGUGCUGUCUGCUCGCAUCGAGUUUGUCAAGUCGUUGUCGGAUUAUGAGCUGAGGAGCUUUUACCUGCUGUGGAGCUCAAUAACCACCUCGCCUCACUUCAGAAUAAUGGGUUCAGAGUGGUGUGAUACACACAUUUUUAAAAAUAACGUGUUCAAUGGCGAAUCCUGGCUCAGUUGGUAUAUCCUAAGGCAUGGACCUGAGUGGUUCCUCCGGCUCUGGGAGCGCCAUCCGUCUGACAGUGAUUACUCAUACUUUGAAUAUCACUGUUUGAAGUCGGAGAAUGAGAGCCGGAGGGUGCAGAGGGAGUGGGAAGCGCGUCUACGAAAGAUUUCCCGUAUCGAGCAAAAGGCGGCACGUGCGAUCUGUGUGGAAAUCAAUCGGCGUUAUUUUGUCACUUACAGAACCAUUGGGGGUAUAGAUGACGAUAUCAGUCAGUAUGAACGGUACUGGAUGGAAAAUCAUACCAAGGGCCCUCCAUGUUCUGGCUGA